Messenger RNA from Nelumbo nucifera (sacred lotus), 1175 nucleotides. RefSeq names its product LIM domain-containing protein WLIM1-like. The record is from RefSeq and is a predicted model, not a curated record. Lineage: Eukaryota; Viridiplantae; Streptophyta; Magnoliopsida; Proteales; Nelumbonaceae.
AGAAAUCCGUUUUGGAUCAUCCGCGUAUCAGCUCCAUCGAUAAACUCUUCCCAUUCCAUCUUUCUUUUAUUCAUUUUCUUCCUUGUUGGAUCAAAUCUGGUUUUAAAAAACUACUUCGCGGUACAAGUAGGCUUCUUGUAGUAGAUGUCUGUUCUCCAUCUCCCCGUUAGGAUUUAAACAUUUUAAGAGAAUCAAUCUUGAUGGGGGUUUUAACUCGAUGAUCCACCGUGUGGGGACAACUAAAAACAUUUAAACAAGGUGCGAUGCGUUGUAUAGUAUAGGGAACUUAACCAAGGUAAAGGAUUGGAAGCCAUGGCCUUCGCUGGAACAACCCAGAAAUGCAUGGCCUGCGCCAAGACUGUGUAUCUGGUCGAUCAGCUCACUGCUGAUAACCGUAUCUACCAUAAGUCCUGCUUCCGAUGCCAUCACUGCAAGGGAACCCUCAAGCUUAGCAACUAUAAUUCCUUCGAAGGAGUUUUGUAUUGUAGGCCACAUUUUGAUCAACUUUUCAAGAGAACCGGCAGCCUGGAUAAGAGUUUUGAAGGGACACCAAAAAUUGCAAAACCAGAGAAGCCUGAAAGUGAGAAUGCAACCACCAACAAAGUCUCAAAUAUGUUUGGGGGCACCAGAGAUAAAUGUAUCUGCUGUAAGAAGACUGUGUAUCCCCUUGAAAAGGUAACGGUGGAUGGAAAUGCAUACCAUAAAAUCUGUUUCAAGUGUACCCAUGGAGGUUGUGUUAUCAGCCCAUCCAACUAUAUUGCACAUGAGGGUAAACUCUACUGCAGGCACCAUCACACUCAACUCUUCAAGGAGAAAGGCAAUUACAGCCAACUUGAAGGUGACAAUGAGAAGGAGCCAGCGAAGGAGACAGUCAAUACCGUGGAAGUUGCAGCUGAAUCAUAAUCUGUUGGAAGAUUUUCUAUCAACUCUCUUAUUUUGUUUCUCCCUCUUUUGAUGUUGCUUGAGUCUCAUACAGGUUUCCCCUUUAUUUCCAUAGUCCAAUCAGUUGCUCUACUUAUAAGAUGGCAUAUUAAUAUUUCCAAUUAAAAACUGUCUUUUGUCCUUGUGGAAGCUCAACUGAGAUGUGUCUGGCCCAUUUUCUGUAUGGAAAAAAAAGAAAAGUUGAUUCUUACCAGGUUUCUAUUGAACUUGAAUAAAUUCGAGUGAUUUCAAAA